Molecule: messenger RNA, 3732 nt
Organism: Drosophila suzukii
Lineage: Eukaryota; Metazoa; Arthropoda; Insecta; Diptera; Drosophilidae
Gene: BoYb
Product: Brother of Yb
Biological process (GO): germ-line stem cell division
Source: RefSeq, a predicted model, not a curated record
UCCAGUCGAUUUUGGAACAUUCCAGUCUACAUUUCACGCCGGGAUAAAGAUAAAUGCUGAAUAUAAGCGACGAGAGGCUGGCCCACAUAAUGGAGAACUUCGAUAAGACCUGGAGCACCGGGAGCACCGGCUCCUCGAGCAGCGGGGACAAGGACAGCGAGGUGAGCGACGCCUAUUGUGCGUAUGAUGCCAUCCGGCCACUGGUGGUCAUCAACUGCUCCCAAUAUGUGGUGGCCCAUGCGAAGGGCGAACUGCAACCCGCUCGCCAAUUUUCCGAGGUCGUCCUGCUGGACCACAUUCUGGAAACGAUGCGGAAGCUGGGCCUGAAUCGACUGCUCCGCGUGCAGAGCUACACAUGGCCGCAUUUGACCGGAGGAGCUGGACACGGGGCGAUGAUUGUGGGUGCACCGCGCAGUGGACGCACCUUUGCCUACGUUCCAGCCGUUUGCCAUGUGGUCUGCAAGGCGCUGACCCAAAGCAGGAACCAGCUCAAGGAUCUGCCGCCUGGGGCCUGGCAAGCCGAUCAGUAUGGCCCCAUGGCCCUGAUUCUGGUGCCCGAUCUGCAACGCGUUCGACAAGUGAGCGCCAUGUGCCGUGCCAUGCUGCGCAAGGCUGAGAAGGAGGAAUGGCUCACCCUGACUCUCACCGCUCCCUCGUCAAAGAGUUCCGAGUUCUUCCUGAAACUCCUGAACGGAGUGGGUUGCAUGGUGGUCACUCCUGCCCAGCUGGCCUGGUUUUGGCAGGAGGCUCCCGGCCUCAUGCGCUUCCGUUGCCUCCAGUUCCUGGUCUACGAUGACGUGGAUCUGAUGUCCGAGGAGCAGCUGACAAGUGCCCAGCAGGUACUGCAGGAGGUCAUGCCCCUCACACACUACCCUCAAAUGGUGAUGGUCUCCCAGUCAUAUAGUCCCACGCUGAUGGCCAAAUUGAAAUCGGUCAAUGAUCACCCGGCUUUGGUAUUCGGGGAUAUACUGGAGGCGGCCCUGUACGGCGGAGCACGCAUACGGAUUUCCCUGGUCCGCUCGGCAGCUAAGGCCAACGCAGUGAUUCAAAUGCUGCAGCAGUGUCCUCCCGAGGAUUACCGCACGGUGAUCUUCUGCAUCGAUGACAGGGAUAUGCAGCGCGCGGUAGCGGCUCUGGAGGAUCGAGGCUACGCCUGCCUGCCCUACUACCAGACUUCGGACCUGGAAGUUCUCGAGCAGGUGCACAGAUGGAAGGCCAACACCCGUGGCGUGAUCCUGCUGUGCACGGACAACUGCCCGGAGCUGAUCAUCAGGGAUGCGCACACUUUGAUCCACCACAGCCUGAGCCAAUCGUGGAGGACGUUCAAAAUGCGUCACCUCGUGUUGUCCGACAACAUGAGAAAUAGUCUGGCGCCAGCCAGUCCCGUGCAAGUGCCACUGCAUUCGCUGGUGCUCCUGGACGACAACAACCAUCGUCAACUGCCGCGCCUGGUGGAUUUCCUUCAGCUGCACCAGGAGGUGGAUCCCGCCGUGGUGGCAGUGGCCAAGGGCAUACGCAAGGAAAUGGGCAAAGCGAAGUGCGUACAGAGUGCCUUGUGCGAUCAGAUCCUAAUGACGGGCAAGUGCUAUGAUCCCGUCUGCGAGGACCGUCAUUACGUGGGCCAUUUCGAUAGGCGUCCUGCCCACAUGCCCGCGUCCGGUGAUGUGAAGGUUCAGCUGGUCGAUGUCUACUCGCCGACGCACUUUUGCGUACGCCUGCUGGAACACCUGCCGCCGCAGGGCACCUGGCAGGUUCUGCCCUUUACUGGGGUGCAGGAGAUCCGGAUGAAGCUGAUGCAGCACAAGAAGCCCCGACAUUACUGGCCGCCUGUGGUGGGAGUCAUCUGUAUGUACCACACCACGUUCACCAAGGAACGCGUGCGCGUCCUGAAGGUAGCGCCCAUACAAAACGUCAACUUUGUCCAAUCCAACGUGCCGGUGGUACUGCAGGCCCUGGACGCCGACACGCGCAUCUUUUCCACCACUUCUGAGCGACUGUUUAAGUGUCCGGAGGCACUGCAGCGGGAGCCACCUUUGUCCUAUAACCUGCGGCUUGUCGGCCUUGUGCCGUACUGCGGGGAACGCAACUGGACUGAGGACGAUUGCAGCAAAGUCAAGUACAUGCUGACCCAACUGCCCAAGGAUCACUUUCUUCAGGCUAAACUUGAAUUCGCCGCCGCAGGUACACUCUUUGCCCGGGAACUGGUGGCCAUGGUGUAUGCAGACCAGUUCAAGUUGCAUCUGCGUCUUUUGAAUGUUAAACAGAAUCUGAUCAAGACCACGGUGGCCAGAAGAUGUGAGCAAGCUACUGACAUGAUCCAGGAAUUCUUCCAGGAGGUGUUAGUAGAAGAAGUUUCAGAGAAGGUUCAGGUUCCCGAGGAAAAGACGGUGAACGAAGCAGAAAAAACAAUUGAAGCUGAGGUGGUGGUGGAGCAACAGCCCCAGGUGGAAAGCCAACCCGUCUUGAGCCAAAGGUGCCAACGGCUGAUAGAGUUAGCCCUUAAGUCGGGCAGGGAAAACGAACUGCGGGAGCAAGAAAGGCUGUCUAAGAACACAGAUGCACAAAGUAAUCAGAUGGCUGGUCCUGUCACCACCUCCACGGAAGCUUCUAAACCUAUGUCUAAUGAAGACCACGUUGCCAAUCUGGACGAAUGCCUGAUGAACUGCACCCUUAUGCAGCUAGAAGAUGAGCAGGAGCCGGCAAAGGAUCCCGACCAGAAGGUGAACAACGAUCCAGCUGACUUUCUCAAGCACGUGAUCAACAAUGAACCUACUAUUAAACGCAAGCCAAAGAGGAGCAAUGCGAAGUGUGCUCCCCCAGCAGCAGCUCCACCAGCACCUAACCAUUUCCAGGGGGAGAUACCAUUGCAGCUGCCGCCCAAUGUGGUGCGACCGUCGGUGAGCUACUAUCAGACCGUUACCACCUUGGAGUUGCAGGUAUCCCUGCCGGAAGACGACCACGAGUACAAGGCUCUGCUGACUGGGGCACAGAUCUUCUUCAAGGCAACCUCCAAGUCGUCGGAACUGAUCCAGCAGUUCAUUCUGACCCUCAAAUUUCCGUACACCACACUGCGUCAUUAUAUCCGCGGACGAACCGUGUAUAUCAGUGUCACCAAGUCACUGGCCUUCAUCGAUCCGCUUGCAUUUGGCGAGUACCGGUUCCUCAAGCCCAAUCACGACAUGUUCGUCAAAAUAGAGAACCAUAUUUCGAGGGCUCACACCAGAUUGGCCAGUGCCGUGCAGAAUUUCGUUUCUGUGAAGCCGAAAAUCGAGGUGCAGGAAGAGAGCGAGGAGAGUGAAGAUGAAGAGCAGGAUAUGGACGGUAUUGAGCGUGUGGAAUCCAAUAAAAUAGUGUGCGACUAAAUGUGGCGGUAGUCGAAGAACCAACAGCAUCGCAUGUGAACCAUACCAUUCCAUUUAAAACAUACACUUCUAAGACUGCACAGAAAAUCAAAACUCUAAAAGGGAGAUAUCUGAAGAAUACACAAUUUUUAAACAUUUCUACACUAAAAAAACACAAAAUACCUAAAACUUUUACACAUUUUUAAAAAAAGACAGUUUUUAAAACUCAAAGACAGUUAUACUCAGUCCUUGGAACCUGAAUCUUACAAAUAACAAGACCUUCAAGAUUUAAUUGAAUGAUUUAACGACGGUUUUUAUACCUAUUGAAAUAGGGUAUAAAACCAACUUAUGAAACAUAACAUGAAAUAAAUAAACAUGUAUCGUUGGAUAA